Molecule: messenger RNA, 1954 nt
Organism: Caenorhabditis sp. 36 PRJEB53466
Lineage: Eukaryota; Metazoa; Nematoda; Chromadorea; Rhabditida; Rhabditidae
Source: the annotation of a GenBank genome assembly
AUGUCCCGUCGCGCCGAUUCUCUGUGUCUAGAUGAGUAUCUCAGCAGGUGUGCUGUCCCCGUUUUCCUGUCUGUCUCAAUCAUCGUAUUUUUAUUCUUUUAGUGAACUCAAAAAGCGAACACACAUUCUCGAAUGCGCGUGGAAUCAGGAGCACGACGACGAGGAGGAAGAAGAAGAAGUAGUGGGAGAGGAGAACGAAUCCCAGGAGACCGAUUCCACAACCACCCACGACAUUUACGGAGAAAUCCGCAACCGAGCGCCGAAUGAGUUUGAGAAAAUCGGAAGAUUCACGACGAUGUCAGUCUACCUGGCGUGGUUCACGCUGUUCGUUUUUGCGCACAUUCGUGAGUACAUCACGCGAUUUGGCUUUGUGAAGGAUCUGUCCAGCAAAGAGAACAAGAAGAUGAAGGUGAUCUUUCUCUUCAUUUUUCUUUUCGUAUUUACCUAGAAUAGUAUCACAAAGUACGCUCGCUUAUCAGUAGUAUCUUUCGCCGCCAAUCACCUCAUCAUUCGAUCUCUCAUUUUUCCAGGACUUCGUGCCGUUGUUCAGCGACUUUGAGGCAUUUUAUCAACGCAACUGCUACAUCAAAGUGCGUGACGUCUUCGAGCGGCCCAUCUGCAGUGUGCCCGGUGCCACGGUGGAUCUGGUUGAUCGAGUGUCUCACGAUGGAAACUGGACCUACGAGUAUCCGGGCACCCAGUCCAACGUCAUCAACGUCGGCUCCUACAACUAUCUGGGAUUCGCGCAGGCGGCCGGCCCGUGCGCAGAGCAGUCUGCGGACAGCGUCGACCGAUUCGGACUCUCGUGCUGCACCACCGUUCACGAGAGAGGGAGAAGUGUGUCGCAGGCGAAGCUAGAGAAGCUCGUCGCCGAGUUCUUGGGAGUGGAGGAUGCCAUCUGCUUCAGUAUGGGAUUCGCGACCAACUCGAUGAACGCGCCGUGUCUUGUGGACAAACACUCUUUGAUCAUUUCUGACAAGUACAAUCACGCGUCGCUCAUUCUCGGAUGCAGACUGUCUGGCGCUUCCACCAAAGUUUUCGAGCACAAUGGUGAGCGUAGCGUUUAAAAGCUUCCAAACAAUUUGUUUCCUUUUCAGACAUGGAAUCCCUGGAGCGAAUCCUUCGCGAUGCGAUCGCCUACGGAAAUCCGAAAACGCAUCGUCCGUACAAGAAGAUUCUGAUCAUUGUGGAGGGAAUCUACUCGAUGGAAGGAUCCAUCUGCAACCUUCCCGGUAUCAUUGCUCUCAAAAAGAAGUACAACGCCUACUUGUACCUCGAUGAAGCGCAUUCGAUCGGCGCGAUGGGCAAGACCGGAAAGGGAGUCGUCGAGUACUGGGGAUGCGAUCCGCGAGACGUCGACAUUCUAAUGGGAACCUUCACGAAAUCGUUCGGAUCCGCCGGAGGAUACAUUGCCGGCUCGAAACGAACUGUCGAUCAUCUGCGCGUCGCCAGCCCCACCGGAUACUACUCGGCGCCAAUGUCGCCGCCGAUCACCCAACAGAUCUACACUUCCAUGUCCAUCAUCAUGGGACGCGAUGGGACGAACGAUGGGGCGCAGAGAAUCGAAAGACUCGCCCGCAACUCGCAUUACUUCCGGCUCCGUCUCAAACAGAUGGGCUUCCUCGUAUAUGGAAGCAACGAUUCGCCGGUCGUGCCGAUGCUCAUCUACUUCCCGACCAUGUGCGGAUUCUACGGACGCGAGAUGCUCGCCAAAAAGAUCGGAUGCGUCGUCGUCUCGUUCCCGGCCACCCACAUGACAGAAGGACGUGUACGCUUCUGCAUCUCUGCUGCACACACCAAAGAGCAACUUGAUGAGGUACACAUCUAGAAGCAAAAAGUAGAGAAGUAUAUUAUUUUGCAGGUUCUGGAUGCCGUCGACGAGUUGGGAACAAAGAGUCGCAGCAAGUUCUCGCGACGAUCGCAUUUGUACAAAAACCGAAAGAUUGAGUGGUGA